Messenger RNA from Coregonus sp. 'balchen', 14443 nucleotides. The record is from the annotation of a GenBank genome assembly. NCBI's taxonomy places the organism in Eukaryota, Metazoa, Chordata, Actinopteri, Salmoniformes, Salmonidae.
AUGGCGGAGUUAGGAGUGAGUCGGGGCUUAUACUAAGAGAACUCCUAUUCGGGAUGACUCACGGGUAAACCAUGUGGUAAUUAUCCUACACUCAUUCCUCCCUUUGAUCCACUGAAUACAUUACGAGUGAAAUUCUCUGUGGAAUACAGGUUGUGUGUUGACUAAGUUAGUUUGAUUUUCCAUCUAUCAUAUAUUCCAUACUUCCUGUGUUUUAACACAUAAUGUAGGCAGCCUGCUAUCCUGAAUGGAUAUCUGUGGCUUAUUCAAUAUAUAUAUUUUUAAAGGUCAUUUAACUGGAUGAAUGCUUCACCAUUACCCUUUAGGGAAGCCAUAAAGGAUAAAAUGGUAAGGCAGUCUUUUUGCCCUUGAAUAUAAUUUGUGUGUGUGUGUGUGUGAGAGCAGGGAGGAUUGUUGCUGAUGGCCACCCUUUCUUUCCAUUCUAGAGAGCUCUUUAGAGUUAUUAGAGCAGCACACCCACCCUGGAGCUGCUGAGUGCUGAAACACACUCCUCCCUUCCUCCAUCCAUCCCUCCCUCAACUCCUUACCAAUCCCUCUGAUUGAACACCUCCACUGGGUGCUUUGCUCUGCUGUUCUGUUCAGUGUGGGGCCAAUUCAUUGUUCCUAAUAGUUGGGUGUAAAUGUUUCUGUCAGCGUUAUACCUUAGUAAUCCAAUCCAGUGUGUUAGGCUGGGUACAGAAUGCGGCAGGACGCUGAUGAAUAUUAAUGGUGAGCGGCUGCUACCCGGGGACCCAUAGCUAUGUCUUAUAUUUCUGCUGAUGCUAUUGAAAUACAGGAAGAAAUCAGCUGAUGUGGGUCUCAACCAGCCGUGGGCUGCAUGCAAAUCACUAUUCAUGGUGACCCUUUAUUAGCUAAAAACCCAGGCAGACAAAGACAGCAGAGGUAGAGAGAGACAUCAUGGCCAGGGUUAACCCCUGUCAAAGCGAUCUCAGAGUGUGUGUCCCAAAUGGCACCCUAUUCCCUAUACAGUGCACUACGUUUGACCAGAGCCCUAUGGGCCCUGGUCAAGGGCUCUGGACAAACGUAGUGCACUAUAUUGGGAAUAGAGUGCAUUUCGGGACACAGACAGAGAGUAGGAAUUAUUCAAGGGAUAUGACUGCCGUGCCUGAAAGUGAAAUUGAUGCCAAUGAAGAGAUGGAGUUGAAAUGUUUGAGGUGUUUUUCCAGGUUGUGUCAAGAUUGUUCUUAAGUGUCUUAACAUGUCAAUGCUUCCUGUCUUUUAUCACCACGCAGCAACAAGAACAAGACCCCACCAACCUGUAUAUCUCAAACCUGCCGCUGUCGAUGGACGAGCAGGAGCUUGAGACCAUGCUCAAGCCCUUUGGCCAGGUCAUCUCUACCCGAAUACUGAGGGACUCCAAUGGAGCCAGUAGAGGGGUGGGCUUUGCAAGGUCAGCCACUAGUAGUAGAAUGAACAGGAGCCACAACCCAACAUUCAUGAAUGGCAUUUUUAUUCACAUGACUGAAAUUGAUAGCCUAAAUGCCAGUCCAUUUGUGCUAUCACGCCAACUCCUUGUCAUUCAUUGUCGUGCAAAACCAAUGUUUGGCUUGGCAAGGAUAGCAAUGGAGUUUACAAGAGCACAAACAGAUCAGGCUAAAAAUGUAUUAUCAUGUAAUCAAAAUUCCCAACUGCAUUGCUUGAUUAUAGCCCAUUCAUUUGCAGUGAGGAGCUAUUGUAUUUCCACUUUUCCCCAGAGAGAAUGAGUGAACACACUUUGGUUAGACGUGGAUUUUAAUGGACGAUGAAGAGUUAAUGUAUUGAAGUGCCUGUUGAAGAUCAGUUUCGUUAUGACUGGGGUGGUGUAAUUAUAGUGUUAACGUGGACCGCCGCCUUUCAUGCUCACAUAACAGGACACUUGACUGACUAACCUGAAAGGGAGGCCAAGCCCUUGAUUCACAAAGCAGAAACACAAUAUUCUGUCUGUCUAUGAGAGGGUGUGUGGUCAAGUCCCUGCCUGCAUGCAUGUUACCCCAGAUCCAGAGCAGAGAUAUAUUUACUAUAUUACAUUUCUAUAUGAAUAUAUAUUAACCUCAAGUACACUCUAGGACCUGCAACCAAGAUUAAAGCCCAGGAUAUUGAUCCAUUUAAAAAACAUUUAUUGGAAAGUCUACAUUUAUAUUCAGUCUAAAACAUAAAGCACUGUAGGAUGCCACCAUGUGAUUCUGCAGUAUAUAUAAUGAAAUUGAUUUAACUUCUCAUCUCCUGCGUAUUUCAGGAUGGAGUCGACAGAGAAAUGUGAUUCAGUUAUCUCUCACUUCAACGGGAAGUUUAUUAAGACACCACCUGGAGUUGCUGGUAAGAGACCGAUUUCUACCAACCAAUUAUUUUUCACUCUUUCAUCAGCUGCACUGGCUCUCAAGUGUUAGCUCUUUUAUUAAACAGCUUCAAAUUACAGUAAAAGAUGGAUUGCCUAUUGGUUCAUUGGGAUGUGAACCAAUACAGUGAGUGGUCAAGCAGCAGAUCUGUGGUCCCUUCAGGAGGUUGGGUCUGUGUCCAAAAUGGCAUCCUUUUCCUUAUAUAGUGCACUACUGUUGACCAGGGCCCUAGUGCCAUAGACCCUCUACUAAGAGGCAGAGUGCCUUCUGUGGCUGGAGAGCUGCGUUCUUUCCCAGUCUAAGCUAUUUAAUUGGAUUAAUCGACUGAAAUAGUGUCCUCUGGCCCUGCCGCCUUUAGUAAAGGACAGGGAUUACAGGGCCACAGCUGUCAAAUGAGAUGUCCUGUGUUUCUCAGCCGGGCUAAAAGCCCACUCCCAGGCUCAGUUAGCUGCCUGAUUGACUGUACAGUAACAUUUACAUUUUAGUCAUUUAGCAGAUGCUCUUAUCCAGAGCGACUUACAGGAGCAAUUGGGGUUAAGUGCCUUGCUUAAGGGCACAUGGACAGAUUUUUCACCUAGUCUACCUAGGGAUUCGAACCAGCGACUUUUCGGUUACUGGCCCAACACUCUUAACCACUAGGCUACCUGCCUCCCCCUUUGUCUCCUCUCUCUCCCUUUGUCCCCUCUCUCUCCCUUUGUCCCCCCUCUCUCCCUUUGUCUCCUCUCUCUCCCUUUGUCCCCUCUCUCUCCCUUUGUCCCCCCUCUCUCCCUUUGUCCCCCCUCUCUCCCUUUGUCUCCUCUCUCUCCCUUUGUCCCCCCUCUCUCCCUUUGUCCCCCCUCUCUCCCUUUGUCUCCUCUCUCUCCCUUUGUCCCCUCUCUCUCCCUUUGUCCCCCCUCUCUCCCUUUGUCUCCUCUCUCUCCCUUUGUCCCCUCUCUCUCCCUUUGUCCCCUCUCUCUCCCUUUGUCUCCUCUCUCUCCCUUUGUCCCCUCUCUCUCCCUUUGUCCCCUCUCUCUCCCUUUGUCUCCUCUCUCUCCCUUUGUCUCCUCUCUCUCCCUUUGUCCCCUCUCUCUCCCUUGUCCCCUCUCUCUUCCCUUUGUCCCCUCUCUCUCCCUUUGUCCCCUCUCUCUCCCUUUGUCCCCUCUCUCUCCCCUUUGUCCUCCCUCCUUGUCCCCUCUCCCCUUUGUCCCCCUCUCUCUCUCCCUUUGUCCCCUCUCUCUCCCUUUGUCUCCUCUCUCUCCCUUUGUCCCCUCUCUCUCCUUUGUCCCCUCUCUCUCCCUUUGUCCCCCUCUCUCUCCCUUUGUCCCUCUCUCUCCCUUUGUCUCCACUCUCUCCCUUUGUCCCCUCUCUCUCCCUUUGUCCCCUCUCUCUCCCUUUGUCUCCUCUCUCUCCCUUUGUCUCCACUCUCUCCCUUUGUCCCCUCUCUCUUCUCCCUUUGUCCCCUCUCUCUCCCUUUGUCUCCACUCUCUCCCUUUGUCCCCCUCUCUCCCCUUGUCCCCUCUCUCCCCUUUGUCCCUCUCUCCUCCCUUUGUCCCCCCCUCUCCCUUUGUCUCCUCUCUCUCCCUUUGUCCCCUCUCUCUCCCUUUGUCCCUCUCUCUCCCUUUGUCUCUCUCUCCUCUCUCUUCCCCCUUUGUCCCCCCUCCCUCACCCUUUGUCCCCUCUCACUCCCUUUGUCCCCCCUCUCUCCCCCUUUGUCCCCCCUCUCUCUUCCUUUGUCCCCCCUCUCUCCCUUUGUCCCCUCUCUCUCCCUUUGUCUCCACUCUCUCCCUUUGUCCCCCUCUCUCCCUUUGUCCCCUCUCUCUCCCUUUGUCCCCUCUCUCUCCCUUUGUCCCCCCUCUCUCCCUUUGUCUCCUCUCUCUCCCUUUGUCCCCUCUCUCUCCCCUUUGUCCCCCUCUCUCUCCCUUUGUCUCCCUCUCUCUCCCCCUUUGUCCCCCCCUCUCUCUCCCUUUGUCUCCUCUCUCCUCCCCUUUGUCCCCCAUCUCUCUCCCUUUUCCCUUCUCUCUCCCUUUGUCCCCCCUCCCUCACCCUUUGUCCCCUCUCCCUCCCUUUGUCCCCCUCUCUCCUCCCUUUGUCCCCCCUCUCUCCCCCUUUGUCCCCCCCUCUCCCCCUUUGUCCCCCCUCUCUCUCCCUUUGUCUCCUCUCUCUCCCUUUGUCCCCCUCUCUCUCCCCUUUGUCCCCUCUCACUCCCCCUUUGUCCCCCCUCUCUCUCCCUUUGUCCCCCCCCUCUCUCCCUUUGUCCCCUCUCUCUCCCUUUGUCCCCCCCUCUCUCCCUUUGUCCCCCCUCUCUCCCUUUGUCCCCUCUCUCUCCCUUUGUCCCCCCUCUCUCCCCCUUUGUCCCCCCUCUCUCCCCCUUUGUCCCCCCCUCUCUCCCUUUGUCCCCUCUCUCUCCCUUUGUCCCCUCUCUCUCCCUUUGGCCCCCCCUCUCUCUCUCGCUCUCUCACUUUCUCUUUCUCUCCAGUGCCACUGGAGCCCUUGCUGUGUAAGUUUGCUGACGGCGGGCAGAAAAAGAGGCAGAGCCAGUAUAAAUAUGUGCAGAACGGCCGUGCGUGGGCUAGAGACGGCGAUGCAAGACUGGUGAGUGCUGCUGCCCUUUCGUUUCAGUAUGCAUGUUGGAUGGCGUGGGAUUACUGUACAUGGAAGAGCACAUCUAUAGGAAGGGUGUUCAGACAGGAGAACUCACACAAAGGCUAUGUGUUUGUAUGUGUAAAAACAGUCUAGUUCCAAUUUUAAUAAACAUACGUCAAGGUUCAAUCUUAUACCUAAAACUCUUUGACAGAGUUAUGAGGUGUAAAUACAGUAAUUAGUCUACAUACAGUGGGGAAAAAAAGUAUUUAGUCAGCCACCAAGUGUGCAAGUUCUCCCACUAAAAAAGAUGAGAGAGGCCUGUAAUUUUCAUCAUAGGUACACGUCAACUAUGACAGACAAAAUGAGGAAAAAAAAUCCAGAAAAUCAUAUUGUAGGAUUUUUAAUGAAUUUAUUUGCAAAUUAUGGUGGAAAAUAAGUAUUUGGUCAAUAACAAAAGUUUCUCAAUACUUUGUUAUAUACCCUUUGUUGGCAAUGACACAGGUCAAACGUUUUCUGUAAGUCUUCACAAGGUUUUCACACACUGUUGCUGGUAUUUUGGCCCAUUCCUCCAUGCAGAUCUCCUCUAGAGCAGUGAUGUUUUGGGGCUGUCGCUGGGCAACACGGACUUUCAACUCCCUCCAAAGAUUUUCUAUGGGGUUGAGAUCUGGAGACUGGCUAGGCCACUCCAGGACCUUGAAAUGCUUCUUACGAAGCCACUCCUUCGUUGCCCGGGCGGUGUGUUUGGGAUCAUUGUCAUGCUGAAAGACCCAGCCACGUUUCAUCUUCAAUGCCCUUGCUGAUGGAAGGAGGUUUUCACUCAAAAUCUCACGAUACAUGGCCCCAUUCAUUCUUUCCUUUACACGGAUCAGUCGUCCUGGUCCCUUUGCAGAAAAACAGCCCCAAAGCAUGAUGUUUCCACCCCCAUGCUUCACAGUAGGUAUGGUGUUCUUUGGAUGCAACUCAGCAUUCUUUGUCCUCCAAACACGACGAGUUGAGUUUUUACCAAAAAGUUAUAUUUUGGUUUCAUCUGACCAUAUGACAUUCUCCCAAUCCUUUUCUGGAUCAUCCAAAUGCACUCUAGCAAACUUCAGACGGGCCUGGACAUGUACUGGCUUAAGCAGGGGGACACGUCUGGCACUGCAGGAUUUGAGUCCCUGGCGGUGUAGUGUGUUACUGAUGGAAGGCUUUGUUACUUUGGUCCCAGCUCUCUGCAGGUCAUUCACUAGGUCCCCCCGUGUGGUUCUGGUAUUUUUGCUCACCGUUCUUGUGAUCAUUUUGACCCCACGGGGUGAGAUCUUGCGUGGAGCCCCAGAUCGAGGGAGAUUAUCAGUGGUCUUGUAUGUCUUCCAUUUCCUAAUAAUUGCUCCCACAGUUGAUUUCUUCAAACCAAGCUGCUUACCUAUUGCAGAUUCAGUCUUCCCAGCCUGGUGCAGGUCUACAAUUUUGUUUCUGGUGUCCUUUGACAGCUCUUUGGUCUUGGCCAUAGUGGAGUUUGGAGUGUGACUGUUUGAGGUUGUGGACAGGUGUCUUUUAUACUGAUAGAAAGUUCAAACAGGUGCCAUUAAUACAGGUAACGAGUGGAGGACAGAGGAGCCUCUUAAAGAAGAAGUUACAGGUCUGUGAGAGCCAGAAAUCUUGCUUGUUUGUAGGUGACCAAAUACUUAUUUUCCACCAUAAUUUGCAAAUAAAUUCAUAAAAAAUCCUACAAUGUGAUUUUCAGGAUUUUCUUUUCUCAAUUUGUCUGUCAUAGUUGACGUGUACCUAUGAUGAAUAUUACAGGCCUCUCUCAUCUUUUUAAGUGGGAGAACUUGCACAAUUUGUGGCUGACUAAAUACUUUUUUUCCCCACUGUAGGUGUCAAGGGGAGAUUUGUUUAAGGCUAAUGUGACUGUUUGUGUGGGUUGCCCCAGGGUAUGGGUUAGCUUGUCUCAUUUUAGCUCUCUUGUUCAUUUCUAUGUCCCCAGGCUGGAAUGACCCUCACAUACGACACCACCACAGCGGCUAUGCAAAACGGGUAAGAGCCACCGAAACAAAUCCCCUGUGUUCAUAAUGCAAUUUUUUAUUAUGUCAAUUCAGCAUUUACUUAUUUUUAUUUUUUUUUUGGGGGGGGGGGGGUAAACUGUGAGUAAGGAAUCAAUCAAAUCAAAGGCAUAUUAUUUUGUGGUGUGUAGGACUUUAUAAACGUUUGAAUUUCCCUCUACAGAUUUUAUGCGUCUCCAUACAGCAUCGGAAACAGGAUGAUUGCUCAAACGUCCAUGUCUCCAUAUCUCUCACCUAUCUCCACGUACCAGGUUGGCAUCUACCUCAUUCAAUUGAUAUGGAUGGAUGGGUUUGCAUGACUUUGAGUAGCAUUACUGUUCUACACACCCAUAAUACACACUUUCUGUAAUUGACCAGGUCUGUAUGUAUGUAUUAACCUUAUAUAACACUUAUCUCAGAGGGCUCUCCUUAGAGGUUUGGGGCUGGGGCUGUGAGAGGUCACUAUGGCCUUACUCCCUGGACUGUGUCCCAAAUGGCACCCUAUCCCCUGUAUAGUGCACUAAUUUUGUACUUUUGACCAGAGCCCUAUAGGUACUGGUCAAAAGUACUGCACAAGUAGUGCACUUUAUAGGGAAUAGGGUGCCAUUUGGGACGCACCCUGUAGUGCUGAGCCAAACAGAGAGGCAUGUGAGCUCCUGAAAUAGCUCCUGCCCUGUGACCUGUGCCAGUGUGUUUACAGAGUGAAUGUGUGAUGUUCCAGGUACAGAAUCCCUCCUGGGUUACCCACCAGCCCUACAUCAUGCAGCACCCAGUAAGACCAAAUAAACAACCUUACUUGACUCUCUCUUUCACUCCCCCUGCUUCUUUUUCUCAUCAUCUCCUGUCCUCAUUUUCUUCCCUCACCUUGGAAUGUAAUGUUUCUCCUCUCCUUCUCUUCUCUCCUUCCCUUCUCUCCUCUCUCUUCUGUUCUUUCUUACUCUGGGCAGGUGUAGAUCAGCUGUAUGCAGAUGUUCCCUUUGCUCUAUGUUUAGAAAAGAGGAGAAACAGGGAGGUGAAAAGUAAGAUGGAUGGUAGUGAGGCCACACAUACAGGGUGUGACUGGGCUCUCUGGGAUUUACUGGCACUACGGUGAAAUACUGCCUGGCUCUCUUGGUGAUGCUCACCACUCACCACACAACAAGUUGGAAGCGCUUCAAACAUCUUGUGUUUGAUGAGUGAUUCCAUUUGUAUUUCCUAACAGAUGGUAGGGAGCUGAGUAAUUGUUGUUCUGUACAGUAAAGUAGUACCUGCUUUUACAAGGAAAUAGUGGUUCCCAGUGGGUGUUUUAAUUACAAAUACUCCAAUUUGCCUCUAGCUUGCUCAGUGAUAAUAACCCAGGAUUGUCAGUGGUUGCUUCCCAAUUGCACCCUAUUCCCUAUGUAGUGCCUACACCUCUGGUCAAAGGUUGUGCACUAUAUACAGAAUAGAGUGCCAUUUGGGAUGCAUCCAGUGACUUCUAAAGUCAGUGUGGCCAGCUACCUUGUAAUGUGGAUAUAGGAUAUGAAGUCUGACGCACUGAGCUCAGUUGAUCUCCCUCUCGGUCUGAAACCUAACAGAGGGCAUGCCCUUGUGGAAUGAUACAUGAUUCAGGAAAGGAAGGGUUUAAUCUAGGUAUUAUUCUAACCCUCUCCAGCUCCACCUAUCUGCCCUGACUAGUUCCAGACACUUAACAGGAAGGCUGCGUCUUAAAUGGCACCCUAUUCCCUUUUCAGUGGACUACUUUUGACCAGGUUCCAUAGGGCUCUUGUCAAAAGUAGUGCACUACGUGGGCCCCGUGUAGCUCAGUUGGUAGUGCAUGGCGCUUGCAACGCCAGGGUUGUGGGUUCGAUUCCCACGGGGGGCCAGUAUGAAAAUGUAUGCACUCACUAACUGUAAGUCGCUUUGGAUAAGAGCGUAUGCUAAAUGACUAAAAUGUAAAAUGAAAUAGGGUGCCAUUCUGGACGCACCUGAGGUCUGUCCUUCUUUCUCUCUUACACUGUCUCUCACUCCUCUGUUUCUGCCAUUUUGAUAUUGCAUGAUAUUCGUGGGUGUGUGUAGCAUUUACUUAUUAUAAGUACAAAGAAAUAUAGGAUCCAUGAAUGUCUGUGUGCCUCUGCUAUCGUGCUCUCAUCCUCUUACACUCUCUGCCCCAGGGAGCGGUGAUAUCGCCCUCUAUGGACCAUACUAUGUCACUACAGCCUACAUCCAUGAUGAGCCCUCUCACUCAGCAGAUGAGUCAUCUCUCCAUGGGAAGCACAGGAACGGUGAGAGAUCUGGGGUCGCAGGGUCAAAUACCUCUAAACUGUGUUCAUGUGUUGUAUAAUUAGAGCAAAGGCUGUUUGUAUCAAGCGUUUCAGAGUAGGAGUGCUGAUCUAGGAUCAGUUUAGCCUUUUUUAGAUUAUAAUAAAUAAGAUUACAUGGACCUGAUCCUAGACCAGUGCUCCUACUCUGAGACACUCGCAUACAGCCCCAGAAGUACAUUUGAUGUCGGAAUCUGUAUUGUAUAUAGUGCAAUUUAGAUGGAUUCAUGCUAACACAGUUCUGUCCUUCCUUGUGCAGUACAUGGCUGCAAACUCUAUGCAAGGAGCCUAUAUUCCCCAGUACACACACAUGCAGACUGCAAAUGUUCCAGUGGAGGUUUGAGAUUCUUUUACUAUUUAUUAAUCCUAUUUUAUGCUGUCCUGUACCUUGGCUGUACCUAUAGGGCCGGUUUACCAGACACAGAUUAGGCCUAGUUCUGGACUCAAAAGUUAUUUCAAUGGAGAAUCUCCAUUAAGAAUGAUUUUUAGUCCAGGACUAGGUCUGUGAAACAAGGCCCAUAAGAUUUUAGCUAUACUUACGACUUGGAUGUUUAUAGAUGCUAGAUAAAAGAGAUAAUUCACAUAGAUAACCAUUGAUGUAUUUAUAGAUGCUAAACUGCUGUUGAGCCUUAUCCAGUCUUAAUUUUCCUUCCAGGACAACAGUCAGCAACAACAGGUGGAGUCAUCCGGUGAUCAUUCCCCAUACACCUACCAACAAACCAAGUAAUACGGAGGUACAGUCAGUGUGGGAUCUUUUUCAUAUGUCAUACAUGGGGUGCAUCUCAAAUGGCACCCUAUUCCCUAUAUAGUGCACGAGUACAGAACUUAGUGCACUAUAUAGGGAAUAUGGUGCCAUUUGGGACCAUGGUCUUCAGGCUAGCCUGUAUGGUUGUGUGUAGAUGUUUUAUAUUAUAAAAUGGAUUGUUUGGAUCCUGGAUCCUGGAUGCUGAUUGGUUGAUAGCAGGGAGUUAUUCACCACAAUCCCCGGGUAUUGCCUGUUAACAGUUCCAUGUAAAUUGUCAAUGCGCAUCCACUGUGCCACAGCCCAGCUAGGCCAUUCAUAAACGUAAUCUCCCCUGGAAAAAAGCAUUAAGACAUUAUGGUCCCAUGUGGCUCAGUUGGUAGAGCAUGGCGCUUGCAACGCCAGGCUUGUGGGUUCGAUUCCCACGGGGAACCAGUACAAAAAUGUAUGCACUCCUUACUGUAAGUCGCUCUGGAUAAGAGCAUCUGCUAAAUGACUAAAAUGUAAAUUUCCCCAUGCUUGUAAGUCUAUCAUGAGGUUUGCAACAUUGGGGGUUUGUCUAAACUUUGCUGCCUGCCUCGCCGACCUGUGCAACAAUGUUGCGAUCUCCCCUGUGCCAUAUGAGACUGACAGCUUCUCUGAGCCAGGCGAAUUCAUUAAUUUAUAGGAUCAUUAUAAUGGAUAUAUCCAUAGAAAUGGCAAUAGAAACAAAGGUAAAACAAACAAAAUUGCACAUAGUUUGCUGUCAAUUCAGCUGCUUGGUGUGAUUGUGAGUUAGCUUUAGUUGGCUAGCUAGCAAAGCAGAAGUAGCUAGCCUGCGUAGCUACAUGCCAAUGAUUUGUUUAGCAUAGCCCAGCCAAAUAGAAUGGAUAGAAUGAAUGACCAGCCUGUUUGGCUAGCAACUUCACAAUCUCAGAACUAACAACUGGCUUUUCCCCGGACUAUAUCGUCAGGUGGAAGUAUUAAAUAAAAUUAAUUUACUCACUAAAAUAAAGUUAUUAAUGUAAACAUAUUGUUCAUCUGUUUUUAAUAUGUUGGGAAUCGUUUUAUAAAAGCAAUAAGGCACUCGAACCCGGGAACUAUCUUGUAGCCUAUAACUCCCUCCUAAGGGCUGUUUCCCUGGGCCUUUCGCUCCGCAUUGGGCCUAAGAACAGCCCUUAUUCGGGUUAUUCACACGAUAAUCCCCAGGUUCUCAUGCCUUAUUGCUUAAUGAUUUAAAUUUUCUAAUCUGUUUUCAAAUACUGACUGACCAAACAGCAAGUUACAAGUGACCAAAUCGGGUUUGUGUGUGGUCAGACAGCAGUCAUUUGCUGACUUGGCUAGUUGUCAUAGUAACGUGUAGGCUGAUUGAUGGUGGUGCUCGUGCUUCCUAUCACUCAAGAGGUUACGUAUCAAGCUAACGUGACAACAAUGCCUGCCAUGGAUGUUUCCCAGUUGCUUUGAAUGUUGAAAAUCAUAGUGUAAGGACACGUUUAAAGCCUCAUAGGAUAAGAUGAUCCAACUUUCAAAACGAGUCCUUUUUGGCUAGCCACAGCAGUCAACUAGCUAGCUAGGUAGCUGUUUAGCUUUCUAGCGCAUUCACAAAUUUGUUUGUAAACAAUUAACAAGCUAGUUAGCUACCACAUGUUCUUGUCAAAAUCUCAACAGAGUAGCUAGUAAGCAACAAUAUAUGCCAAAUAACAGUCUAAAAACCACUUGAGGGCAAAUACAUCAGAUUUGACCGUUCAGACACAAGUCGAAUGGCCAGGAAUCAGAUUUGUAUCUGAUUUCAAAUUACCUACCAAGGUUUGAAAUGUGGCUUGAAAUAUCAGAUUCAAUGUGCUUUUUGUAUGUUCAGACUGCAGGAAAAAGAACAGAUUCGAAUCGGAUAUGCAAACAAAUAGGAUUUAAGUUACUUCAAACUGCAAAUGUGAACAAGGCUUUAGUACCAGAGUGUACAAUCAUUUGACUGUCUUGGUUGUGUCCUCAGGUGUGGUAGGAGCCCAGAAGAUGGGAUGACAGUUGAAACAAUCAUGGCUUCUUCUGGUGAUGGAUUGUGCGUUAAGGAUUUAUCACCAUUUUGCACAGAUUCUGCAAUGAUUUCCUUUUGUUAGUGAUAAGAAAAACAAGUGAGACUAUUUUGGUAUAAGUUCCAUGAAGUGCAAAUAAGUCAUUCAUUCUCUAAAAAAUAAGAAAGAAAUUGUUGUAUUUUACUAAAGAAAGAAUGUUUAUUUUUUACCAAGAAUUGUCACAUGGAUGCAAGAACCUAUAGAGGACCAUGUGACUUGUUGUUUAAGGUGCAUGAUAGUAAAGAUUUCUUUUGUUAAUAUUUUUUAUCAUUUUAAUUUAGUUUUUCCUCUUAUUUUGUACUGAAAUAGAUUUUUCUGACGUUUUAUUAGCCAGACAUCUUGAAAAUUAUGUUUUGUGCUUGCUGUGUGAGUGUUGCUAUGGUGAAGUGUUAAAUGUUUCUUAUUGUACAGUGAUUUAUCUUAGUGGUCUAGAUUGAUCUUUCCAUCUAGACCACAGUAGCUGUAUAGGCAACCUAGGCUAGAAAUGAGCAAGACAUGGUGAGAGCUAUUGCCUUGUAAAUCAGCGAAAUAGGGCUUUUCCUUUGGAUAUAGCUAAAUAAAUCUGCUGUGUUUAGAUGUUGCUUUUCCCCUCUGAAAAUGAAUCUAAAGUAGACGUUUUUAAGAAAAAAAAGUUUAGAGUGAAUUACCCGCUAAAUCUGAUGAUGAUUUUUUAAUAGGAUGUAAUGUUUGUAUAAUCACAGGGCCUUAAAUGUCUCUGGUUGUUUGAAUGUGGUAGAAAUUCUGCUGAAUUAUCACAUUUUGAAUCUUGCCUUUUUUGAUUACUUGGUGUUGUAGAUUAGCCUAAAAUAAGCUUUGUGGGGUGGGGGUGGAAUAAGGGAGGCUGUGGUUGUGUCUUUUUGGGGGAUGUUGUUGUUCUUUGUCAGUUUGGCAGGAUGUUUCUUUUUCACUUUCAGUUGAAAUGCAAACAGGCAAACUUGGAUCUAUUAUUGUGCAAAAACUAUCAAAGCCUUCCAGUACAACUUACGGCAAACGUUUAAUGGAGUUUGAGUUGGGGAGAAACUGAGAUAAAUAUGUAGAUUUUAUUGCACCUAGCUCUUUGAUAGGAAACAAACAAGCUCGGCACUUUCAAUUUUGAUUUACUUCACCAAAGAACUGUGAGCUAGUAAAUUGAGGAAAUAGUUUAAUUUCUCUCUCUAACCAGGAUGUAAUUGACUUUUUGCCAGACUAGAUUGCAGUUUGGAGAAUGUGCCUUUUUUUGUAUAUUUACAUUCAGUUCUCAUACGUUUUAUGGAAAAUAUGGACACAAACAAGCAUGAAGGAUGAUUCGGAUCCAACAAGUGCCACACACUGAUUUCAUCACUACAGAAAAAUGGAAAAUGCAAUGUUAUAAAAUGAAUAAACCAGGAAAGAAGACAGUUUGAAACUAUGAAAUUACAAAAAAUACAAUAAUUAUCUGUUUUGACAUUGUGUAACAGAAUGAUAUUGCUAAAGUUAGAUUAUUUUGAUCAUAGUAGAUUUGAACAGGCUUUAUGAUUAAGUUGUCUUCCAGAAGCCUGUGUUCUGGCCCAUAUAUGUUAUGUUCUGGCCUGAUGGUCAGACAGACUGACCAGUUAUCUACCUCAGAGUUUACUUUCUCCUCUGUAUUGGGCCAGGUUAGCAGGUCCAGCCCGCCCUUCCAGACCAAACGCCAUGCUCAGGAGCUGGCAAUAUACACUUGUUUCCUUUCAGGUUGUUUUAUUUUCUUCACAAUAAUUGUUUUAUUUUUUAUGACGUAUAAUUAUAAUCAUUCUGAGGAAAAUUGUGCGUUGAGCGUGUUUUAGUUGUGUUCAGAAAUUCAGUUUCAUAGUUUCAAAAAUAGAACUGCUGCUUUCAUCACAAUUCCAGAUUCCAGAGGCUAAUAAAAGUGGUUGAAGAUAAAUAAAAGCUGAAAGCUGUGGUAUUUUCUGGAUCUGUGCUCCUGAGAACAUCAUUGUUGCUUUGUCAGAGUCCAGACAGACUUGCAGCAGCAUUUCCUCUGAAGUCAGCUUGAGUUGAGUUACCAAAGUGAAGGGCCAUUGUGACUAUACUUGAGAUUUCUGUGUAACGCAUGAGACUGAUAACUAAUACUGUUGAAUUCUUGUGAGGGUUAUGCUGCUAGUAAUGUCUGAACCAAGUGCCAUACUGCAUCUGGGUCAAGAGUUGGAAAGGUGCAUAAAGAAAGAAAAGCUCAUUUAAUUAACCAUAAUGUUAAACAGUCAUUAAGUUAUAUUGAAAAGUACUAAUUUAUGAAGAUACGUUUUGUACAGAUCGUUUGAAGAAAAAAAAGAUUUUCAUAGAGAUAUCGAUAUGAGAGUUAAUUUGUUAUUUUCUUUUACAUGUGCCACACAUUUGCCAGUGGUAACUUGUAUGUCCAGUUUAAGGAAACUUUCCUCUAUAUUUUUGUUUUGUAGUGUUUGUUAAAGCCAAAAAUAUGUUUUUCAGUAGAUUGUUACUUAAGCUUUAUUUCUGUUAAUUUCUUAGA